AUGGGUGCACUGCGACGAGUCAAGAACAAGCGCCGGACGAGACAUUCUUAUGACACCCACUCACUCCAGCAGGGACUACGACCAGGUCCGCGCCGACCUCGACUCCCCCGGCACCUGGCGCAGUACAAGGCCACCAAAGAUGCCGAGGAUCUCCCUGGCCUCGGUCGGCACUUUUGUGUCGAGUGCUCCAAGUGGUUUGAGAGCGAGUACAACCUGAAGGCGCACACCAAGGGCAAGAACCACAAGCGGAGACUGCGGCUGUUGCGCGAAGAACCGCACUCCCAGAAAAUUGCCGAGGCGGCCGUGGGACAAGGCAUAAUCGAUAAUGGCAAGAGAGCGGAGGAUACGCCGGUUGCGAUGGAGGAGUAA
Molecule: messenger RNA, 369 nt
Organism: Penicillium riverlandense
Lineage: Eukaryota; Fungi; Ascomycota; Eurotiomycetes; Eurotiales; Aspergillaceae
Product: putative C2H2 finger domain protein
Exons: 3
Coding region: 1-369 (122 amino acids)
Molecular function (GO): zinc ion binding; nucleic acid binding
Source: RefSeq, a predicted model, not a curated record